Messenger RNA from Rubroshorea leprosula, 767 nucleotides. The record is from the annotation of a GenBank genome assembly. NCBI's taxonomy places the organism in Eukaryota, Viridiplantae, Streptophyta, Magnoliopsida, Malvales, Dipterocarpaceae.
UUUGGAAGAGAAGAAGACAGCUUACUAUGCGCCUCAGAUCCUAGAGGAAAAGCGAAAUUGAGGAAAGCAGAGAGAAUGGGAGCCUUCAGUUUCCAUUGGAUCGCCAUGGUAAGCUUCACGGCUCACACAAUUCGCCUAAUUUCACCAAUUAUCACCACACUGUUUCACUACAUAACCCUAGGAUUAUGCUCAAAAUGCAUUACAUUAAGCAGACUAGAUCUAGGGUUGAAAGGAAGCUACCAGAUUUUGAAGCACAAGGAAUGAGAAGUUCAGCGGUUGCGCCGGAGAAAGAGGCUUGCCAAAUCGAGCAUCGGAGAUCCAGAACCGCCAACAUCAAAUCUGUCCUCCAGGCACACACAAGUCGGCUCCACCAAAGGGUCGAUCGGAGUCUGAAACAUGGAUCCAAGGUCCCCAGUGCUAGAUCAAGUCGAAAAGUCGUCAAGGUUAACCAAAUUUUUUGGAUCGAAUGUCAGAUUUGCGCUAUUGGAGAACUGUCCCACAAAGAGAACGUCGGCUGGCCCCUUCGAUCGGACGAUGAUGGCAUGAACAGCGAGAAGGAGAAAGGGAAAGGAUACAAGAGAGAAGAGAGAAAAGGGAAAUGAAUUUUGGCGAAGGUUGGAGUCGAACUAGAUUUGGGAGAGGGAAAUAUUUAGGUUUAGCUGGGGAGGGAAACUUGGAAUGUAGAGAAGGAAAAUUGGGGAAAAUGUGGAGGGAAGUGAAAAUAAGGACAGCCGGCUAAAAUCAAAGAGUAAAAAAUUGAGUUUAAC